GUGCUGGCCGCGGCAGGAAACCGGGCUGAAAGGAGAUGAGUCCCCGGCAUGCAGUAGAGCCUCGCUGGGGGAAAUGUCAGCUUGGACCAUGGGCGCCCGAGGUCUGGACAAGCGAGGAAGUUUCUUUAAGCUCAUUGACACGAUCGCCACAGAGAUCGGAGAACUGAAACGGGAGAUGGUGCAGACAGAUAUCAGCCGGGAAAAUGGCCUGGAACCUUCUGAAACCCACAGCAUGGUGAGACACAAGGAUGGUGGCUAUUCUGAAGACAAGGAUGGGAAGACGUGUCCCCGAGACUCUGGCUAUGACAGCCUCUCUAACAGGCUCAGCAUUCUGGACCGGCUCCUGCAUACCCAUCCCAUAUGGUUGCAGCUCAGUCUGAGUGAGGAGGAGGCGGCAGAGAUCCUGCAGGCCCAGCCUCCAGGGAUCUUUUUGGUUCGUAAAUCCUCCAAAAUGCAGAAGAAAGUCCUCUCCCUUCGCCUGCCCUGUGAAUUUGGAGCACCUCUCAAAGAGUUUACUAUAAAGGAAAGCACCUACACCUUUUCCCUGGAAGGCUCAGGAAUCAGCUUUGCAGAUUUAUUCCGGCUCAUUGCUUUCUACUGCAUCAGCAGGGAUGUUCUGCCAUUCACCUUGAAGCUGCCUUAUGCCAUUUCAACAGCCAAGACGGAGUCUCAGCUUGAAGAACUAGCCCAACUGGGACUAAAUUUUUGGAGCUCCUCGGCAGACAACAAACCCCCAAACUCCCCACCUCCCCAUAGGCCUCUUCCUUCAGCCGGCAUCUGCCCUGCCUCCUUGCGUCAGCUCUGCCUUAUAAAUGGAGUGCAUUCUAUAAAAACCAGGACGCCUUCAGAGCUGGAGUGCAGCCAGACCAACGGAGCCUUGUGUUUUAUUAAUCCUCUUUUCUUGAAAGUGCACAGCCAGGACCUCAGCACAGGCCCAAAGCGGUCGAGCACAAGGACUCCCAACGCGAAUGGCACCGAGAGACCUCGGUCCCCCCCACCCAGGCCCCCGCCACCCGCUAUUAAUAGUCUGCACACAAGCCCUGGGCUAUCCAGGACUGAACCCCAGACGAGCAUGCCAGAAACAGUCAACCAUAGCAAACAUGGGAACGUAGCUCUGCUUGGAACAAAACCAACUCCCAUCCCUCCACCCCGGCUGAAGAAGCAGGCUUCUUUUUUGGAAGCGGAAAGCAGCGCCAAGACCUUGACUGCCUGCCGGCCCAGCCGGAGCUCGGAGCAGGAGCCCGAGCUGGAGCUGGAGCUAGAGAUGGGCACAGCUGGGCACGCAGGUGGAGCCCCGCCUAGGGACGCCCCCGGGGAUUGCACAAGGGCGCCGCCGCCCGGCUCUGAAUCACAGCCACCACCGUGCCAUGGAGCUAGGCAGAGGCUGAGCGACAUGAGCCUUUCCACUUCCUCCUCCGACUCACUGGAGUUCGACCGGAGCAUGCCUCUGUAUGGGUAUGAGGCCGACACCACCAGCAGCCUGGAGGACUACGAAGGGGAGAGUGACCAGGAGACCAUGGCACCCCCCAUCAAGUCCAAAAAGAAGAGGAACAGCUCUUUUGUGCUGCCCAAGCUUGUCAAGUCCCAGUUGCGAAAGAUGAGCGGGGUGUUCAGCUCCUUCAUGACCCCUGAAAAGCGGAUGGUCCGCAGGAUCGCGGAGCUGUCCCGGGACAAAUGCACCUAUUUUGGGUGCUUGGUGCAGGACUACGUGAGCUUCCUGAAGGAGAACAAGGAGUGCCAUGUGUCCAGCACCGAUAUGCUGCAAACCAUCCGGCAGUUUAUGACCCAAGUCAAAAACUAUUUGUCUCAGAGCUCUGAACUGGACCCCCCUAUUGAGUCACUGAUCCCAGAAGACCAAAUUGAUGUGGUGUUGGAGAAGGCCAUGCACAAAUGCAUCUUGAAACCCCUCAAGGGCCAUGUGGAGGCCAUGCUGAAGGACUUCCACACGGCUGAUGGCUCAUGGAAACAACUCAAGGAAAACCUACAACUCGUGAGGCAGAGGAACCCACAGGAGCUGGGGGUCUUUGCCCCAACCCCUGACUUGAUGGAGCUGGAGAAAAUCAAGCUUAAAUUCAUGACCAUGCAGAAGAUGUAUUCGCCAGAAAAGAAAGUCAUGCUUUUGCUACGGGUCUGUAAGCUCAUCUACACUGUCAUGGAGAACAACUCAGGGAGGAUGUACGGUGCAGACGACUUCUUGCCAGUCCUGACCUAUGUCAUAGCUCAGUGUGACAUGCUUGAAUUGGACACUGAAAUCGAGUACAUGAUGGAGCUCCUGGACCCAUCACUGCUGCACGGAGAAGGUAAUAUACCCCCCGAUGUGUCAGAGGAACUGGACAGCGAGGUGUUGGGGGAGAGGAGAAAGCCUGGGCAGAGGGACCGGAUAUCCAGUUUCCUCAGGAAACAGCAGUGCUUAUCCUGCAGCGCAGCACCCCCACCCCCACCUCCCCCACCCCAGUUGCCCUUUGGGAAGUGGGGGAGGUGCAACAAGAAUUACCUCCGAGUUGCCUUCCAAGAGGUCAACAGCGGAUGCACUGGGAAGACCCUCCUUGUGAGACCGUACAUUACCACAGAGGAUGUGUGUCAGCUCUGUGCUGAGAAGUUUAAGGUGGAGGACCCUGAAGAGUACAGCCUGUUUCUCUUUGUUGAUGAGACAUGGCAACAACUGGCAGAGGACACUUAUCCUCAGAAGAUCAAGGCCGAGCUGCACAGCCGGCCUCAGCCCCACAUCUUCCACUUUGUCUACAAACGAAUCAAGAGUGAUCCUUACGGGGUGGUUUUCCAGAAUGGAGACGACCUCACUCCCUCAUAGGGGACACAUGGGACUUCCCAUUGAUACAUCCAAAAAGGGAGCUGAGAGUCUAGCUUUCUGGCUGCCUUGUGUUUGAGCUUAGAAGACAGCCACCUUCUCAAGGAUCCCUCAGUUCAGUGACUAAGCCAUCCAUAGGCUGACUUGGCCAAGGGCAUCCUUUAGAUUCAUUGCCCAGAUGAGGUAGCUGAGAUUUGGGAAAUAGUUAAGACUCUACUCCAGAAAUGGUGAAUUGCAUUUAAUGGUUCAGGUGUCCUGAGAUCACUGGUUAAUUAACUAGUUAACCUUAGCCAGCUUCAGGGUUGGCUUACACAUCUGUAUAUGUGCUGAGGAAACACUUAAGGUACAAACUCUUCUCUUGGAUUCCAUAGCAGGUGUUGACAAGACUGUUGGAUGCAGUGUGUCAGGUCCCCCUCAGCUUUGUGGAUGGCGCCACCCUUCCCUCAUGCCCUUUUUUUGUCCUUCCUUCAUUCUAUACUUUUUUUUUUUUUUUUACAAAGAGCCUUUGUGUUUUUAUAUAUUUCAUAGAAAAAUUUAUAGCAGUUGCAGGUAAACUGUCAGGAUUGGUUUUUAAAAUAUUUUUGUAACUUUUAAAAUAUUCUAUAAGUAUGCAUGUGAUUUAACAUUUAAUAUUUGAAGAUAAAUCUCUUGCUGGAUUUGAGAGUACUGCAUUUUUAGAUGCCUCGUAGAUAUCUCUCUUCUGUAACUGGAUAUUUCAGCAAAUUUGUGGGGAGAGACUUCUGGUUGUCUUAAAGCAAUCCCUGACGCUGGCCACAGGCUGCCUUUAAAAAAUCGGGUAUACUGUUAUAUUGUUACAUUGUUCACUUUUAGCAGUGUAUUGUUACAUUGUUCACUUUUAGUGCUGGUGUACCGGUUCGUUGUCUGUUUAUGUUUUUAAGCAAUUGAUGCUGAGAAUUAGGAGAGAAAUGAAUGUAGAGAGAGGUAGAGAGAGAAACAGACUCUUAAAGAGGGACUGAGGAAUGUAGUCUGCAGGUUCAGGCUCUUCCGGAGGACAUUGGGAAAGAAGUCAGUACUGUAAAAUAUGUGCUGUGGUGAGCUUUGACAAAGAUCUAUUCCAUAUGCUAUCUGCUUUGGGGAAACAAUUUUUAAAAUCCCUAUAAGGAAAAGUAAAUCAAGGAUAACGAUCCCUCUGACCCAUUUUUUAAGCCAACACUAAAGAUAUCAGUUAUUUGGAGGCAGAAACCAAGUCAUGUAUAAUAUGAGUUUAGUUGAGUUCAAUGAGAUGUUGAUGGCAAGAGAAUGCACCAAAACCAAAAACAACCCAAAAAAAACAAAACAAAAACCCUCUGUAUUAUAAGAUUGGACAAUGGUUGGGGCGUGGCUCAGUGGGAGAGCUAACAUACACACACUAGCAUGCUGGGUUUCCAUCCUCAGCAUGACAAUGAGCAAAGCAAACAGAAAACAUGGAUGUAUGGUGACGUCAGACUUAUGUUGUAUAAAAUGAAUUUAUGGACACACGUAUUCCAGAAGGGUCAUACAUCAGUGUAAUACAGAUCAUUGCAAAACAAAAGCAGAAAGCCAUGUUACUGUCCUGUGUAAGGAUGCAUAGGCAUCUGAUCCAGAGGACCUCGUACCCUGUACCCCUGGCUUUUGUUGUCCCAGAACCCUCCCUCGGCACAUGCUGUGUUGUGCUUCCUUUUGUAAAUGAUUUUCAAUGGAAUUUUGCACAUAAUACAUUGUAAUACUGUACAAUAAUCCUGUAUAAAAU
Molecule: messenger RNA, 4535 nt
Organism: Mus pahari (shrew mouse)
Lineage: Eukaryota; Metazoa; Chordata; Mammalia; Rodentia; Muridae
Gene: Rin2
Product: Ras and Rab interactor 2
Exons: 12
Coding region: 74-2809 (911 amino acids)
Biological process (GO): signal transduction; vesicle-mediated transport
Cellular component (GO): endocytic vesicle; cytosol
Molecular function (GO): small GTPase binding; guanyl-nucleotide exchange factor activity
Source: RefSeq, a predicted model, not a curated record